This is a messenger RNA of Verticillium alfalfae VaMs.102, 1830 nucleotides long. RefSeq lists its product as hypothetical. The record is from RefSeq and is a predicted model, not a curated record. NCBI's taxonomy places the organism in Eukaryota, Fungi, Ascomycota, Sordariomycetes, Glomerellales, Plectosphaerellaceae. Gene Ontology annotation, cellular component: membrane. The coding region runs from base 1 to 1830 and encodes 609 amino acids. Gene Ontology annotation, biological process: fermentation. The transcript has 2 exons.
AUGCAGAAAAUGAUAACCCUGAAGUGGCUCAAAAUGCCUGUGAUCACGCAGUCUCUUGAUAAAGGACGAUCAAUAGCAGCGCAGACAAAGACGUCCCUCAUGCUGAGACUCGGCUCUGCCGAAGCUUCAGUUGCGGAGCGCUCGCCUGGACUUGCCGAGAAUCAAGCCGCGGUCAUGGCAGAAGUUGAUCGCGUGGUGCUUUCCGUCGGGUCCAAAGAUGUCACGUACAUCGACGGAGAAAUUGAUGCUAUCAGAAGCAGUACAGCGUCUGGAAAAGUCGACUACCUCGCGUCGCUUGUCCACCGGACCGGUUUAGUGGCUUCCGAAUUGGGUGAAUUACUGAGCGAAACGGUAGCUCACCAUGAACGGCGGAUGAAGCUCUUGAUACAUACAUUGGUGACGGAGGGGCAGACAGCGCCUGAUCCGACGUUCCUUGUCCGCCCAUCAGCUGUUUUGCGGUCCGCGGCUGGCCAUCUACGGACUGCUGAUGCGUGGAAGUUAGCCGUUCGACUGCGUCAGAUAUACGUCUGGCUCCCUGCCACAGUCCGGGACCGUCUGCUUUACAAGUCUUUAAGCAAUACCAUCACUGUACCGCCGCAUGCGAGGGAGCAGGUGAUUAGCUCUUUUCAACGCUGGCGUGGGUGGGAUUUGGACAAUAUUCCUGGCUCUCAGCUCAUCGCCAGCGUUUUCGGAGGAGCUCCUGACCAUGGAAACACUCCACAGCCAAUCAUGCCCUUGCUGGUUGCUUUCCGGCUCAGAGAAGUCCAAUUGAUUCUAGAUCCUGGUCCGAAACAAAACAGGCUGUUCCUAUCAGAGCUGACUGCGAGACUUGAGAAGAAGCCAAAUGACACAGCUCGCAAGACGACUGAACCCGGAAACAUGCCUGUCCUCAAUAUCAACUGCAACGAUGCGGCAAUCAACCUCAACUGGGAACUGUGCGAGCUCGCAGAUGUUUUACUCCGGCUGUACAACGGAUCUAGGCGGCGAGACAGUCCUGCAAGUCAAACUUCCACGGAAGCAGCACCGGACCGCACGAGUGACGUGCAGGCUCGUCCACCGAUGCAUGUUGUCAUGGCUCUCUCGAGGGGGUCAGUCGAAGUUGAUACGAUCAACCUGAGUGCAAAAAUCUUGGGAAACAAUCUCAAGGCGUCCUUGCUCACCCAUUCGCUCGAAGAUGAAAGCACCUCGCUGAAUUUCAUCCUGAGCUGUGACGCUGUCACCUCCAGGCUCCACCACCGCUCCCAACUGUUGGGCAUGUUCCAGCUACGCAACCCGAGUGUCUUCAUCUCCCACGAACUGCAAGAGCUUGACGUCGUGUCCUGUCACACAAUUAAGUCAACAGCAAGCAGCCAGUCCCUCACCCUUGUGGUGCGGCAAGACCCAAUAGUGCUCCUCGAAGUCGUCGAUGUUUUGGUCAAAGAUGAGCUUGCCCAGCUUUACCAAUUGAAAGAGCAGCUUCCAUCUAGCCCGCCGACACACAGCGACGACCACAGCAUUGCGGGAAGGAUGUCAUCCUUCAGAGUCAAUGUGGCAAUGUUCCUUGAUGAGUACGACAUCAGCGUGCCACUACUCCAGUCCCUCACGUAUAAUUUGUCAGGAGUCGUCUCUCGGGCUGCUGUAGCGGCAAAUUUCGGUAAAAGAAGCUCAUUUUUGACUUUGACAAUCAAGGAAAAAUCAACACGACUGUCCGAGUCAAUGUCAACAAUCAGCCCGCGGAAGCAUUUCUCUUUCUUCGUAUUCCCGCCAAAUAAAUCGGACCGAAUCAAAGAGUUUGCAUGGGGUCCCAACUUGAAUCAUUCCUGUCGAACCGUGUUCCUGCCACCCGAUUGA